AUGGAUUUUGAAAGCUAUAAAAUUCCGGAAUUUUUCCUUCAAAAAAGCAUCGAAAGUUUAAAUGAGCUAACAUCAUUUUUCAAAGGCUAUAGACAUGUCAAAGAUAGCAUUGCAGUACUGUUUAACGAUAUUGCCGAAGAUUUAGAUGUUACCGAAAGUUCUGCAACGAUUUCUUUUGCGCUUGCCGCGUUUAAUUCUGUAGUCAAAUCAAUAUCAAGCCAAAACCUAUUAAUUGCGAAGUAAAAUUUAUAUAGAAAAAUCGAUACAAAAUUUAUUGAAGCCUUAGAGCUUUUUAAAGAAAGUUUUUCAUUGCAUCAUUAUUCACUGAUCGAGAAGGGUAAAAAAGCUGCACACAAGUUAACUAAAGCCAGAGAAAAUGUAUAUAAAAUGAGAAACGAGUAUCUAAAAGCGCACACAAAACAAGAAAAAGCAGAAAUUAUGCUGAAUUUAGAGCACGAAAAAAAGAGAAUGGAAUUAGCCGCAUUAAAUGCGAAAGAAAUGAAAACUCAUGCAGAAGUUGCUAAUGAAAACUACUUCGCUUCAUUAGCUGAAGAGCGAAAACAAUGAACUGAAUACGACAUAGUUAGAAGAGACAUCUCCAACUCAUUAAAAGCAAAUGAAGAAAGCCGGCUUAUUUUUAUCAAAGGAAUGAUCGAAAAAUUCGCAAAAACCGAGCAGCAACAUGCUCAAUUUUUAAAUAAAUUAGCAGAAAAUGUAUCGCAGUCGCUUUCAGAAAUUUCAAUAAAAGAUGAUUUAAAUAACUUCGAAAAGGAUUGUUUAGGAUCCUUAAAAGAAGUCCCAAGAGAAGAAUGAAUAACCUAUGAAGGCUGAAAAGCACAAAUGAAAGAAAAAGGGCAAGAUCCUCUUAGCAUAGAAGAUUCUUAUAUUUCUUCGAAUAUUCCAUAUGAGCCAAUGCAAGACAACGUGGCAAUUAUUAAGUCAAAGCUGUAUGCGAUUAUUCCUAGAGAAAGGAAAAAAUCAGCAGACUUUUAUACAUGUGAUGAUAGUCCGAUGCUGCAGGCAUCCCCAUUUGAUGAUAAUGGGAAUGAUCCAAUUAAUGAAAUUAUUAGGAGUCCUGAAGGAAGGAUAAUGUUUUGUGAAAUUUUGGAGACUAGGAAAUAUUCUGCAUUCAUAGAGCCUUAUAAUAUCGUGACGCUUUCUACAAUUGUGAACUCAGUUUUAGAAAAUCUUAACCCAGAAAUCGACUCUGAUAUAGUAGCUUUUUAUAAAAUUGUUAUUUUAUCUCACAAUUUUUAUACGCUAGAUGGAGCUCGGAGCUAUUUGUUUAAAUUUUUAGCAAAUGAUAAAUUUCAAGAUAGAAAAAUUUGAUCGAAAACGAUUGAUAGAGCAAUAAAUUCGAAAAUUAUAACAGAAAACGAAAAUUUCCAUAGAAAUAAAAAGAAAUUAAGACGCACAAAGAAAAAGUGAGACCCAUACUAUAAGAAAUUCUCGAUUAAAACUGUUGAAAAAAGUUCUGCAAGCCAAAUUUUGAAUGAGUUUAUAUUUUAUAUGAUAAACCUAAACACAGAUUGUGAUAUAGCUACAAACUUGAUUAUGGAAGCUGCGAAAAAAUCAGGACUUGAGAAAAAAAAAGUGUUAUCAAUUUUAUAUGAAUUGCAUGGUCUUAAGCCAGGAUUUACUAUAAGUGAAAGAGGCUAUGCCAAAUCUAUUAAAGAACGCACAACUGAAAGAGCAAUAUGAGGAGAAAAUAUGUUUAUAGGCCUUACAUUGGAUUUUCUUACUAAAAAUGAUUAUUUCACUCUGCUUGAAGUUUGUAAGUCGUGGAAUAUAAUCCUAAAAGCUCAAAUAUAUAAGAAAGCAUUGCUCGAAGACAAGAUUUAUCCAGUCAGGAAAUUAGCUUGAAAAUCAUUACUCUAUCACCCAAGACGCAAGUAUUCAGAGGUAUUAGAGCACCUUCAUAGUAACAGAAACUCCAUAAAGGAGCUUGAAGACGUUAUUUCUAUGGAUAUGCUGCGAACUUACUCAGGAAAUUCAAGAGUUAACUCAGAUAUCGUCAAACAAAUACUCAGAGCCUAUGCCUGCUAUAGGAUAGAUAUUGGAUAUUGCCAAGGGAUGAACUACAUAGCAGGGACUUUAUAUUCUGUAUUUCAAGAUGAAGAAACUACAUUCUGGUGUUUAGAUGAAAUGAUAAGGAAUAUGAAGAUGGAAGAUCUAUAUUCUCAAGAUCUCCCCAAACUAAAGUAUUUUUUCUUUUCUUUAGAUAGGCUUAUAUCCUUAAUCUCUCCUGACACUCACUUGGUUUUUAACUCAGAAACAAUAAAUUCCAGCCACUACUCCUCUUCUUGAUUUAUUACAAUAUUCGCAGGGCUGCUGAACCAAAGACCUGCACUUUUAUUACAGUUAUGGGACCAGUUUUUAUAUGUAAUUUUUAUAUAGAAAGGGUGAAAAAUUAUAUUAAAAGCGUCAAUUUUAAUCAUCGAAAAAAUAAAACCGUUGAUUUUGAAUAAAAAAUUUGAAGAAAUUAUGACGAUUAUGAUGUCGAUAAGCUUUCCGACGUUUCAGCCAGAAGUUUUUAACGAGAAGUUUAUUAAUGAUAUGAUGAAAAUCAAGGUGACGAAUAGAAUGCUUAUCCAGUUAAGAAAAGAGUUUGAGAGCAUUCAAGAAUUUGUUGAUUCUUUUUAAAUCCACUAAUAUUGAAUAUUAGAUUAAGUUUAAAACUAAAAUAUAGCAUUUGUCCAACUUUAAGCUGUAUCGAAUUGAUUGAAAAUAAAUGGCAUUUAUAUAG
Molecule: messenger RNA, 2746 nt
Organism: Blepharisma stoltei
Lineage: Eukaryota; Ciliophora; Heterotrichea; Heterotrichida; Blepharismidae
Source: the annotation of a GenBank genome assembly